AUGGAUACCACAAAGAUCAUCCUCGACACGAGGGUGGACCUGCUCGACGCAAAUGACUAUGCCACCUACGCGUCCAAGUUGUCCACACGCCUUCGAAGCACCAAGAAGAGACUCGGCAUCCCGGGGAAGAGCCAUGGCAAGCCGUCGAAUGUCGACAUAACCCCGGCGCAGCUGGCCCAGAACCACGAGUUCAUCCACGUCCCUCUUCUCAAGGCCGAGAGGUGCUGGGCCAAGUCCAUGGCGUGGCAUUCGCGAGACACCAUCACAAGCGAUACCCGCUCCAACAUCAUCUCGAAGCUCGUAAAAGCCGCCAAGGUCGUCGAGAACCUCGUUGCCACGCUGUCCGACAGUGCAAGCGGUGCCACCCCUUCAGAUGUUCUCAGCGCGAAGGCCUAUGCCGCGGUAUUGAAGGGUGACUCUUCGUCCCGGGCCAAGAGGUGGGAGGAUUGUCUCAGCAGCUAUAGUGUCGCAAAGGUCAUCUACAGUGUACUGCCGCCGCCCGGCGUCGAGGGGAACACCUUCAGGGACCACGUGUCAGAUCAUGUCGAUACUCCUCUACGCCUCGCACAGCGCCAGCAGAACAUCUCGACGUCGAUCUCCCUCCUGUCUCUCGCGAAGCAGUAUCUGCCACAAUCCGACAAGGCUCUUGUCGCCGGCGUGGAAGAGGUGAAACCUGGGUUUUUGAAGCAAGAUGAAGAUACCGAUAUGACCAACGGCGGUCCACUCAAGACGGUCAAGUGGAGAACUAGGGAGGUUCCUGUGGAAGAUGCUGAAAUUGCCUCGAAAUUGGCCGCCUUGGAGACUGCUGCGUCCGAGUUGUCCCAAAAGCUGGGCGCCUCGUCAGACCUGCGGCCCAACGUCAAGGCUGAGGCCUAUGAUGGCGUUCUCGAGAUGAGCAACUACGCCAUCGAUGCCACGCUCCAGGCCAUCGACGAGCUGAAGCAGCAGAGCGUGCCCCAAGGCGACCCACGCAUGCAGAAUCUGGCAAUAUUGCGGACGAAGCUUAAGUACGACUUGCUGAGCUGGCAGAUAGGGCGGAAUCGGGUGUUGCUAGGGCAGCAUGAUGGCGCAUUGCUAGAGGACGGCCCAGGUUUGAAGAAGAGCAAAACUGCAGGCGACGCGGCACCCGGCAUCAAGGACAGCCAGCAGGUCAAGCAGUUGGAAAAGAAGACCAACGUGUACAACAAGACGCUACAGAUCCUGGAGGCGGCAAAGGAGCUUCCGGGUGUCGCGGCGGACGAGCACCUUGCAGCAGAGAUUGACGCCGUGUCGAAAUAUUUUGCGGCGCUGAAGUCUCUCGCAAUUGCUCGCUCUCACACACUGGUUGGCAAUCCUGCGAAUGCCCUCGCCCUUACUAAACACGCCCACGAUCAGAGCCAGGCUGCUUUACCGGUGCUCGCCAAGAACAGCAAAAACAACGAGACCGGCCUGAAAACCAUCGAAGUCAUCAGCCCAGAGGCUGAAUUCCUCCAGAACCUAUUGAAAGGAGAACUGCAGCGUUGCCGGGCACUGGUCGAGAUUGCGAACCUGCGGAAGCAAGCCGACAAGGGAGACGCAAAGGCGGCACAACCACCCCUGAUCGAUAGGCUUGGCCAGUAUCCCUCCAAAGGGGUCAACCUCGAGAACAUUGUCACCUAUCCCCCCAAGAUGGAACCGAUUCCCAUCAAGCCACUGUUCUUGGAUGUUGCAUUUAACCACGUGCAAUAUCCCAAGGAGAAGUCAGCGAAGGCGGGCGCCAUCGAGGCCAAGACGAGCGCCAAGUCUGGGGAGCCUGAGAAACAGCCUGCUAAGAAGGGCUGGUUUGGAUUUGGAAGGGGCUAG
Molecule: messenger RNA, 1821 nt
Organism: Diaporthe batatas
Lineage: Eukaryota; Fungi; Ascomycota; Sordariomycetes; Diaporthales; Diaporthaceae
Product: signal recognition particle subunit SRP68
Exons: 3
Coding region: 1-1821 (606 amino acids)
Biological process (GO): SRP-dependent cotranslational protein targeting to membrane
Cellular component (GO): signal recognition particle, endoplasmic reticulum targeting
Molecular function (GO): endoplasmic reticulum signal sequence receptor activity; signal recognition particle binding; 7S RNA binding
Source: RefSeq, a predicted model, not a curated record